Messenger RNA from Bactrocera oleae (olive fruit fly), 435 nucleotides. The record is from RefSeq and is a predicted model, not a curated record. Lineage: Eukaryota; Metazoa; Arthropoda; Insecta; Diptera; Tephritidae.
UUAGAGUAUAAAACAGAAUUGGGAACGAAAGCUUAGCAUCAGUGUACAGUGGUCUUCGCAACAACAAGCACAACUCAAAGCAAAGCUAUCAGCCAUUCAAAUAGGCAACAUUUAGUACCCACAACAACAACCUGCACAAAAUGAAAAUCGUAUUUUUUGCUGGACUCAUCUGCGCUUUGUGCUUACUCAGCCUCUCAAAGGCUGCACCCGCCGAUGGGGAUAGAGAAGUCGUUAGUUUCAAUGAACAAUUGACAGCCGAAAAUCCCGAAAAUUUAGUGACUUUACAUCGGCAGAAGCGUUUUACUUGCGAUGUGCUCAAGAGUCCGGCGGCCUGCUCCAGUCAUUGCGUGUUCCUCGGUAGAUGGCGGGGCGGUUACUGCCGUAGUGGAACCUGUAUCUGUCGUCAAUGAAGUGAAUAAAUAUUUUAUAUACCAA